AUGUGUUAUAAUAAAAUCAAUCCAACACUGCUGGCCACAGCACCAAGACCAACGCAGCAGUUCAACGUGCCUCUCAGUUUUAUCCUGUCGCACAAUCCUGACUGCGACAUUCCACCGAUUGUCACCGAUUUAAUAGCGUUUCUCAGUGAGAAUUCACUUCACGUUGAGGGUCUAUUCCGUCGAUCGGCUGAGGUUUCUUCGAUAAAACGACUUCAAGAGAGGGUCGAUCGAGGAGAGCAAAUAGAUUUUUUGAAUGAGGAGCCGUAUAAGGACAACGUGGUUGCUGCAUCAAUAGACGCAUCCGUAUUGUUGAAGACGUUUUUGCGUUCGUUAGGUGAACCAGUGAUCACGAAUGCUUUAUAUCCGAAACUAACGACAUUAGCUGGUUGGUUGUUUGUUUUGAUUUAUUCAGAUUGA
Molecule: messenger RNA, 417 nt
Organism: Anisakis simplex (herring worm)
Lineage: Eukaryota; Metazoa; Nematoda; Chromadorea; Rhabditida; Anisakidae
Source: the annotation of a GenBank genome assembly